AUGGUGGCGUCGGUGGUUGGUGGAGGCUACUAUAUCAAGAGACGGCGCAGCUCUCCGGAUGACAGCGAAUAUGCACCAUACGCUGGAACUGGACCAGGUUUCAAUAAAGAAAGGGUGACAAAGGCGAUGAGUCUCUAG
Messenger RNA from Cooperia oncophora, 138 nucleotides. The record is from the annotation of a GenBank genome assembly. NCBI's taxonomy places the organism in Eukaryota, Metazoa, Nematoda, Chromadorea, Rhabditida, Trichostrongylidae.